This is a messenger RNA of Misgurnus anguillicaudatus (oriental weatherfish), 2215 nucleotides long. It is a transcript of the gene hrh2a, whose product is annotated as histamine receptor H2a. Gene Ontology annotation, biological process: chemical synaptic transmission; G protein-coupled receptor signaling pathway, coupled to cyclic nucleotide second messenger. NCBI's taxonomy places the organism in Eukaryota, Metazoa, Chordata, Actinopteri, Cypriniformes, Cobitidae. The record is from RefSeq and is a predicted model, not a curated record. Gene Ontology annotation, molecular function: G protein-coupled serotonin receptor activity; neurotransmitter receptor activity. Gene Ontology annotation, cellular component: plasma membrane; dendrite.
AGUGUGCCAGCGAGUUUUUGAGGAAGAGAAAGAGGGAGAGCGGGAGAGAGAGAGAGAGAGAGAGACACUGCGUGUGUGUGUUUAUAGAAGGACAAGUGCAGCAAAAAGAAGAAGGUCGCUCAGGGAGGAAGUGGGCAGAACAUGCAGCAUCCCAUUAGGACCAGAAGAGGGCGACAGACUUCUGUCUAACAGAGACCACACAGAUACAGGCAGAAAAAAGAGGGUGAAAGGAGACACUUAUGCUAAAUUAUGGAAGGCCAUCGGGAUUAUAACCCUUUAAAUGUCCUGAUCUGUAAACAGUACACAUUUGCUGGGCAAUCUUACUUACAGUGCAUCAGCGUGUGCUUUCCUUGGGAAUCAAAUCCAUGAUAUUGACCUGUUGAGCUACAGAAACAUUCCCAUCACCACCAAACCUGUGGACAGAGAUAAACCCAUAAUUUGUGAGUUUUAUACACAAGUACACACGCUUACAAAAUGCCAUCACAAGUGGCAUUAGCUGUGACGCUAUCUGCUCUGAUUCUCCUCACUGUCUGUGGCAAUAUAUUGAUUUGUCUGGCUGUGUAUGUUACUAGACGUUUGCGUAACGUCACCAACUGCUUCAUUGUGUCGCUAGCAGUUACAGACUUUCUACUGGGCGCUCUCGUGCUCCCGUUCUCGACCCUCUACCAAGUCACAGGUGACUGGCCGCUGGGCGGGCACUUCUGCAACAUUUACGUCUCUUUGGACGUCAUGCUAUGCACCGCGUCCAUACUCAAUCUCUUUGCCAUUAGCUUGGACCGUUAUUUUGCGGUGACCUCUCCUCUGCGCUACCCAAUGCUGGUGCUUCCAUGGCGCGUCGGUGCGAUUUUAGCGGCGAUCUGGUUAGUUUCAGUGGGCGUGUCGUUCGUACCCAUUCACCUGGGUUGGAAUACUAGAGACUUGAGCGUGCAAAAUAUACGAGAAGGGGACUCUACUCGAGAUUGCCGUUUUGAGCUGAACCCGACGUAUGCGGUGGUCGAUGCCCUCGCUACGUUUUAUCUCCCCCUAGUGGCCAUGUGCUGGAGUUACUACAGAGUGUUCCGCAUUGCGAGGGCGCAGGCGAAACGGAUCAUCUCAACCCACCGAGGGCUGAAAACGGGUGUGACGGCGUUAGCCCUACGCGAACACAAAGCCACGGUAACGCUGGCGGUGGUGCUUGGCGCUUUUGUGGUGUGCUGGUUCCCGUAUUUUACCUUUUUCACCGUGAUGGGGAUUCGGAAAGAAGAGAACCCACCGCGGACGGCGCAGUCGGUGGUGCUUUGGCUCGGGUACGCAAACUCUGCGUUAAACCCCAUACUUUAUGCUACGCUCAACAGAGACUUUCGAUCGGCGUACUUCAAGCUGCUUUGCGGAGGACGAGGAUGUCAAAUUGGGACCAAAGCAAUUGUAGUUACAAUGGAGGAGGGGCUUAUAAAUAGACACGCCCCUUUGACAAACAGGGUGGGUCUUUUGCCUAGAACCUGUGUGCUGCUACAAGAGACCGAAAACAGACAGAGUACAGAAAACAGCACAAACGGCUCUACGGUCACCAUCAUAGCAAACAAUGAAAGAGAUCAAACACAGGAUGCAGAAACAUGAUGUAGGCCAUGACUUUUGAAAUUGGCACCAUGUCUACCUCAAUAAUGCCAUUAGCGACCCAUCUUGAAUGAAUCAAGCUUUAUACAGGUGAAGAUUCAUGUAGCCUUUUUCUGUUAGAUAUUUUUCAUCAAACUUUAAACCUACAUGGACACUUGGCCAUCCAAAAUCAUCUCAGUCUAGGCUGGAUUCAGUGGUCAUUUCUAUGUGUUCCUCUGGGAAAAGCUUCUGGAAGAAAGAGAACAAAAACUUUAUAAUGCCCUAUCAGUACACACAGCAGAACUCCAUAAAAAUGCAGAUGCAAAAAUCUUUUUGCAGCUAAAAUGUCUUUUUGACGCCUUCUAGUGGUGAUGGGUGGUAACACUAGAUAAUGUAGGAAAGAGUCCAAUUACCUCAGAUUUAAAGGCAAGUACACACAGAAGCACCUGAGGACUGCAGAAUUCAUUUCUUGCUAUUACAUUUUGUGUUUUUUUCCACGGUGGAUUUACAAAUUUAUAUAUUAUGCAGUCAGAUUCCAGCAGGGGUCUCAAACUCAAAUUACCUGGGGGCCACUAGCCAGUUGCUGUUUUUCAACAGGGCCCAUUCAACAGCUGCAACAAAUAAAUGUUUUUACAAACAUGAA